AUGUUAUUCUCCAUAUUUUCAGCACCAAAGUUUGCUUUGAAGGAGCCUUCAAUCCGUGAUAUAUCACAGAAUAUUGUACACCUGACGUGGACACCAGCAGAGAUCCCAGACAGUGCCGAGAGUAUAUCAUACAUGGUAGAGAUGCAGACGCCACCAGGAAUCUCUACUUGGAGUGUACUUCACAGAAAGCACCCGUCACCCAGUGUACGUCUUGCUGACCUCAGACCUGAUUUAGACUAUCUGGUACGAGUGAGAGCACAGUGUGGUUCCUACCGCAGUGAACCUACACAUCCUGUCUAUAUACCAAGACGUGCAGCUCCACCAAGACUGCCAGUAGAGGAGCCGUAUGCUGUGGACAUUAACUCAGACUAUGUGAAACUACAAUGGAGAUCAGCUGACCUACCAACACAUAUACAAGAUUACGCACCAGUUACAUACAGACUGGAAGCACAAGAAUUCCCUGAUACUAACUGGGUCACUAUCGCACGUGGCAUCCCACACACUGACUUCAAGGUGACAGGUUUGAACCCACAGAGGGACUAUAAUUUCAGAAUAAGAGCAGAAAAUGAGUACGGGUUGAGUGACCCAACACACCCAAUGUUGAUAAGGAAAAGAUCAGACUUGUCGGAAGAUCAAUACCUUAUUAGAGCAAAAGAAACAGAAGCUACAAAUAGUCUUGUAGUUGCAUCAGCUGAUGAGAUCAACAUGGCGUCAUCGGAAAAUGAAUCAUUUCUUAUUGAAAAUUGUCAAAUGGUUCAACACGAUGGAACUGGACUAAUAGGAAACAAAAAUAUUACUGGGGAAAUAAAUGAUAUUUCUGAUAGUAAAAUGAAAGAAGGUGUUAAAGAAUUAAUUGACAAAGAAAAUGUUAAAGAAUUACAAACGAACAAAGUCGUAGAAAAGGAGGAUGAAGUAUCUGAACAAGAAAUAUCACCACAAACAGCAAAGACGGAAUCUGCAGUUAUAGAUCUUGACAAAUUAGAUAAUGUUACUUUUAAAGAAAGCGAACAAGAAGUGUCUGAACAACAAGUAAUUCCAGAGUAUUUGAAGAAAGAAAGUGAAGUCCCUGGCAUUGAAAAACUUUGUACUGUUGAAAAAGCUAUGGAUGUGUCGAUAAAGACAAUGCAAAACAAUGCAUAUUCAAAUGAAGUGAAUGAAGAAUACAUAAUUCCGGAGAGCGCAAAUAAAGAUAAGGCUACACCUGAUAUAAUUGAGGAUAAACAAUUGGUGGAAGAGAUACGUGCACCAAAGGAAGGCAAAUCUGAGCCUACAGUAGAAGUUUUAUCAGAUGACACAAAUGUACAGGUGACAGAGGGCAUUCCAGUAAAACUCCGUUGGAAAAUCAGAGGUAUAGCACUUUCGAACGUGAACAUUUAUAAAGGUGGGCAGAAAGUUGAGACGAGUGGCAGCAUCCAUGUAGAUAUUUCGGACGACGUAAUUUCGCUGAUUAUUGACAACGUCACUAUUACUGAUGAAGCAGUCUACUCUGUAAGAAUACAAGAAUCAGAGAGAGACUAUGGUGAAGUUAGAUUGAAAGUCGACACUUCUGUCAGUACUGAAGGAAAGGAGAGUGCUGCGCCAGAGGAGCCACAGUUUGUUGUAGAGCCAGUUGUGGAUGUGGAGGAUGGGAGGAGGUUGUCUAUCAAGUGUUCUGUUACUGGAUUUCCUGCACCAGAAGUCACUUGGUAUCACCAUGGGAAACAACUGGAUCAAGAUGCAUUAUGGGACAUUUACAGCAAAGAUGGCUACAACUACCUUGGUGUGGGUGACCCAUCUGUACUGAACUGUGAAGAGAUUGUAUGCCGGGUAGAAAAUGACCUUGGAUAUGUACAGAGAGUAGUUCGUGUGAAAAGUGAUGGAGAGGAAGUAUACUGUGAACCAGUUUUGCCACCAGUAAGUCCAGAGCCAUCAGAGGUUACAGAAUCAUCUCCUAGCAUAAAAAUAGAGAUUUCGGAAAUAGUCACUGCCAACUUAAGAAAACUUCCACUGGCCAAUGAUUAUACAGACAGGUUAAAUUUCGUUACCUUAAAUGCUGGUGAUGUUGUGGAAGUUCUUGCCUAUGAGACAGAAGGAACAGUCCUUGCCAGGAACAUGCCUCACAAGGAUAAGGUGUGUUACAUCCCUGUGGAAGUGUUGACUGUCAGUGGUGACGUAAGCAGCCAGGUAUGUGAGAACGCAGCAAUCAAAAAUAACACCCAGCUUACAGAACAACAAUUAUACCAGAAUAAAGAAGAGGCAACCAUGCCUGAGAGACGUAAAAUGAAGUCGCCCAGUCCGAAGAUGACGAGUACGCCCAAGAUGAAGCGUAAAGAAAUGGACACAGAAUCAACCGAGGAACUACAGAAAAGACUGGGCUUCAGUGAUAACUUGGCACAAAAGAAAGAAUUUUCGACGAAAGAUUUGGUUGAGUUCACAGAAUACAAUGAUGGCACAACAAGACCAGUGUUCAAAAAGAGACUUAAAAGUGUUACAGCUAAAUCUGGAGAAAUGGCUCAGCUUGAAUGCACAGUUUCGGGUUCCCCACUUCCCAAGAUCCUCUGGCUGAAAAACAACCGGCCAUUGAAAGCUUGCGAUGGUUGUAAAGUGAUUGUUGAUGAAGGCACAAAUAUUCUGGUGUUCCCACAAGCAAGAGAAGAGGAUGUUGGGAUAUAUACAGCCAGAGCAAUGAACGUGAACGGAUCAAUUAUGUGCUCAGCUGAGUUCACAUUGUCUGAUGGUAGGGGACUACCAGCCCAGCCAGUUACAGACAGCCCAAUGGACAUGGAUUUUACAACACCCGCAUACUUCUUCCAGAUGUCAAGCUGUGAGGUGGCAGAGGGGAGACUGGCUAGAUUUGACUGCAGGGUUGUUGCUUACCCUAAACCAGAAAUUGUCUGGAUGAGAGAUGGAAAAGUGGUAGAAGCCGAGCAACGCUUUAAGCUGCUAAACUUUAACAAUGAGAUUUAUUCCCUGCUUAUACAAGAUGUACGUAUUGAAGAUACUGGACGCUACACAUGCUGGGCCAGGAACAAAUUUGGCGAGGCUAUGACAGAAGCUUAUUUAAAUGUCAUAGCAUUAACAGAGCAAGAACCAGAAGGUGACAUAGCACCAAAAUUUCUCACCAGAUUCUAUGACCAACAAACCACAGAGGGCACUGCUACAGACUUCAAAUGUUUGAUAGCGGGACGUCCUGAACCGAGUGUAACAUGGCUGUUAGAUGAUCUUGAGAUUCGUGAGGAAAAGGGGGUGAAAAUGAGACGUAAAGAUGGGGUGGUCAGUCUGGAAAUAAAAUCACCAAAAGUGGACCAGUCUGGAACAUAUACAUGUCAACUUAAUAAUCCACUUGGGGAGGCAACGUGCAGUGCACGAUUAACAGUGGUUGAGGACAAGCUGCACGGGAAAAUGCUGCCAAAAUUCUUGAAGAAAUUUGAUCAUGUGACAGUGAAGGAAGGAGAAGAGGCGAGGUUUACUAGUGUGAUUGUUGGUGAACCAAGACCUGAUGUGACAUGGCUGUUUGAUCAUAAACCAAUCUCUGACACAAACAGAAGGUUUCAGGUUAAGAAGGAAGGAGAUGCCUAUACUCUCAUUAUCAAGAACGUCAGAUUUGACGAUGGUGGUAAAAUCACGUGCAAAGCUUCAAACGAGGAAGGCGAGGUGUACUGCAGUGCUAACUUGCAUGUGCGUGAGAGUAAAUACAUGAGAGAUAUGCCAGAACAGACUGGUGUAAAGGGCCAGGAUGAAACAGAUUCUAAAUUUGGCUACAUACCAACCUUUACAAAGCGUCUGCAGGAUCUGGAGGUCAAAGAAGGAGCAAAGGCAACAUUUGAAUGCAAGGUCAUGGGCAUCCCAGAUCCCGAGAUUUCAUGGAUGAAAGAUGGCAGAGUGAUUUCCCCUAGUGGGAGGUACCACAUGACUUUGCAAGGCGGGACAGGUCAGCUUGUGAUUGACAAUGUGACAGCUGCAGAUACGGGAGUUUACACGUGUAUUGUAUCUAACUCACAAGGAAAAUCCUCCUCCACAGCUGCCUUGAAACUUGAAGAACCAAAGAAGGAGAGAUACACGCCUGACAGGCUUCUUGAAGAAAGGACUUCAAGAAAAGAGAGAUAUACUCCAGAUAAAUAUUUGCUGGAUGAUUCAACCUCUGCAAAACGUCCGUACCUGGAUACCGAUAGAUACGACAAGUACGACAAAUAUGAUGCAAAAGUCAAGAAAAGCUAUGAAAGCCCGCUGGCUUCUACAAAACUUGAAGAGAGUUACGUGCCUCGCUCAAAGAAGAAGUAUGACAGCCCAAAGAGUUCAUACGAUAGCUUUAAGCCUAAGUUUGACACCUCGUACGAAAGCCCAAAACUGUCGUAUGAAAGCCCACUGAAACAGUAUGACAGUGCUUACACCAGGCUUGAAAGUCCAGUUAGACAAUAUGAUAUGUAUAAAAGGUACGAAAGUCCAAUUCGUCAGUAUGAGGGGGUGUCUACAAGGUACGAAAGUCCAAUUCGCCAGUAUGAGGGAAUAUCUACCAAGUAUGAAAGUCCUGUUCGACCAUAUGAAAGUAUUUCGACAAGGUACGAAAGUCCAGUUCGACAGUAUGAAGGAAUAUCCACAAAAUAUGAAAGUCCUGUUCGACCUUACGAAGGUAUUUCAACAAGGUACGAAAGUCCAGUUCGUAUGUAUGACACACCAAGGAGUUUGUACGAGAGUCCUAGAAGACGAUCUUCAGUAGGUAGAGAAGAAAAAAUUAAAGCUAUACCAAAAAUACCUUUUGAUAGGCCAGCAUUGUUGAACAAGCGUGAAGACUCAGUGCAACUUUCCUGGCUCCCGGCACCAACUUAUGACCUUCCUGAUGAUGCUAGACACAUUUCGUACGUUGUCGAAUCUCGAGAAGUGCCCAGCCGAGACUGGACAAAGGUGGCAUCUUCUGUGCCCGGCACUUCAUACACAGUCAGGCAUCUGAGACCAGACAAAGAAUAUGAAUUCCGUGUGCGAGCCCAGAAUCAACAUGGCGCUAGCGAACCUACUUGGAAUGCCACGCUUGAUAAAAGAGUUGAUGAAACUAGCAAACAGUUGGAUUUGCCCGAAAUGCGGGCUCCGCCCAGAUUGCCUACACAUCGACCAAUCAUUACUGAUUUAGGGGAGGAGACUUUGAGGUUGGCAUGGCGACCAGUGGAGACAUACCAGUCAAAGAGAACACCCCCAGUAUCAUACAGACUGGAAGCUAAAGAGCUUCCUGGAAAAGACUGGAUGCCUCUGUCAAGUCGCCUCCGAGACACAACCCACUAUUUGUCUGAGCUUCCACAUGACAGAGAUUACAUGAUCAGGGUGAGAGCAGAGAAUGAUUUUGGUAUCAGUGAACCAACAGAACCGCUGUGGCUUCCCAGGGCUACAGCAUUCCCCGGUGUUCCUGUUACCCGGCCAGAGAUCAUUGACUAUGAGGAUACUAGAGCCAAGUUGUCCUGGUCACGUGUUGAUAUACCUGCAUUUGGAAUGGAUGAUGCUCCACUUCUCUACAUGCUAGAGGUUGAAGAACCACCACACAAAGAUUGGAGAACCAUUGCCAGAGAUUUAGAUGACACUGAGUACAUUGUCGAGGGUUUGAGACCAGGUCAUGACUAUAGGUUUAGGGUCCGAGCCAAGACACCAACCGGUAUAGUCAGUGAGCCAUCACCUGCAGUGUCACUCUACACAAAACUUGCCCAGACCAGGGCACCAGUUGACAGACUGGAAGUGUUAGAGUAUGAGCCAGAUACCAGAAGUGUGAAUUUGUCAUGGGACCGUGUAGAUAUUCCCCCAUACAAUAUAGAUGAAGAACCAUUGAUGUACAUGUUGGAAUACCAGGAACCACCGCUGCCUGAGUGGAGAACACUUAUUACAGGAAUACCCACUACCAGAUACAGAGUGAUGCACCUUGACAGAGAAAGGGACUACAAUUUCAGGGUUCGAGCUCUGACACCUUACGGAGUCAGCCCACCCUCCCCAGCUUUGCCUGUAACCAUGAGGCAGACACCAGUUCAGCACUCGGUACCUGUUGCAAGGACAGAGGUCUGGGAGGAGGAGCCAAGUUCUGUGAGACUUCGAUGGCACCGAGCCUACAUCCCACGUUAUUAUAGUUCUACACCACUUAGUUACAGGUGA
Molecule: messenger RNA, 6105 nt
Organism: Mercenaria mercenaria
Lineage: Eukaryota; Metazoa; Mollusca; Bivalvia; Venerida; Veneridae
Product: muscle M-line assembly protein unc-89-like
Exons: 32
Coding region: 1-6105 (2034 amino acids)
Molecular function (GO): protein binding
Source: RefSeq, a predicted model, not a curated record